CAAGCGCGCAGCUGCGGAUUGCAAAUCAAACGCUGAAAUUUUUUCUCGUAAACAAACUCCGUUCGCACAUAUGAUACUUCUUAUCGCGGAACUAUUCGUUUGUCGCGGCUGGCUCCGAGUGGUUGCAACUUAGCGCGAAAUAUCGAAUUCGACCUUGCGGUUGUGUGACCUCGAGUUUUUGUUAUCUGCAUUUAGAGUGUACUUGGGCAGGCGGAAAAAUACAUUCAGUGAUAAUGUUGAAUUUUUUGUCAGCGAAAAAAUCGUCCAGUGCUGGUCCGCUGCGAGGGUACAAAAUUACCAACGUUGAAAGAAACAAGAAGUACGGCGUGGCCGCUGAUUCGCUUCGGAUGCUGAAAACGAAAGCUUCCGAAAAAUUCAAGUUGCAGCACUGUCGGGUUUAUUUGGCACAGGAUGGUGUCGAAGUGCUAGAUGAAGACUAUUUUCAUACACUCCCGGCGCAAAUACUGUUUGUGGUAGCAGAACGGGACAUAAUCGUAAAAACGGAUUUCGAGCUAAUGUACGACGCAAUCAAAUCCUCACAUAGCGAGUUGCUGCAGGCCGGCACCUUGGCUAAGGAGUUCGUUGGCAAUAAUCAGAGCGAGAUCGCCAGGCUGCUGCAGGACGCUCGGCGAUCACAGGAUGAGCAGACAGUGAAAAGUUUACGCAGUGAGCAUCAGGAGUGGUUUGAAGGAAUCGAUGACAAAGCGGGUCAAACCAAAGAGUAUGUAAUGCAACGCCGGGGACAGGAUCGAAUUCGGGGGUACUACUACAAAACGAAGGACGAACUUACUAAGUGCGGUCUCUAUCGUAAGAACAUGGUGGCUAAAGAACUGAUCGACGAAAUGCUGGAACUUUUUCGUCAACUGUUGAUUGGUUUUGAUUAUUUUAGCUGUAUAUUCGACCGAAGCCAUCCGCAGCGAUUCCCGGAUGGUUACAACCACCAGGAUCAGGACGAAGUCGACGCCCAACGGAUAAUGCCCAAGCGCAUGAAGUUAGCAAUCCAAAAAACCCUGGAGGAGGAUGGCAAUGCUAUCGAUAAGUACAAGGUGGCACUUUGCAAUCGCACUGGUGAAUUUCGUUGUAUGGGACUGUGGAACGAAAAGCAAUGUAGAUACGGUGCACAUGUUAUUAAUCCAUAUGCCAGCCGGGAAAAUAUGAUUCUGUUCCAAGUUUGGAACUUAGAUCAUCAGGUUGAAAUAAGCCGCACUGUGCUGCCGUCUAUAGUAGAAAAUGUGGCACGCGUUCUUGCGGAUGAGGCUAACGCAAUCUGUAAGAUUCACAAUCGGAAGGGCACCAAACUUUCUGUGAUAACUUAUUUUAUAGAGCUUUUUACGCUCGGGAACCUAAAGCUGGUUCACAUUGUAUGCCACGAUAAAAGUAUUCAUGAUAUGAUCUCGAAGGGCGUCAUAAUCUGCGACAAAUGCGCAGAGUACAAGUAUAUUAAGGAGUUCCAAAGCAAAAUACGCUUCAAUAAAGACCGUUUAAUGUAGAUAGUGGCAGUUAUCA
Wyeomyia smithii (pitcher-plant mosquito) is the source of this 1506-nucleotide messenger RNA. It is a transcript of the gene Drep4, whose product is annotated as DNA fragmentation factor subunit beta. The transcript is spliced from 4 exons. Gene Ontology annotation, cellular component: cytoplasm; nucleus. The record is from RefSeq and is a predicted model, not a curated record. Gene Ontology annotation, molecular function: DNA endonuclease activity. Lineage: Eukaryota; Metazoa; Arthropoda; Insecta; Diptera; Culicidae. Gene Ontology annotation, biological process: apoptotic DNA fragmentation; apoptotic process. The coding region runs from base 234 to 1490 and encodes 418 amino acids.